CAGAGGGGGAGAGAAUGGUUGGGAAACAGCGUUUAUGCCCACCUCAGCUCCUGCUGCAGGGCUGGGGAGCAAUGCUGCUGUCUCAGUGCUUGUCCUCCGUUUUCUCUCAGACCCUGGACCCUGAGUUUUUACCCACAGAACCUCCAAAGAAGCCGGACCCUGUCACUUCAGAGACUGUUGUUUUCUGGGGGUUGCGGUUAUGGCAGGUCAUUGGCAUCUUCUCAGUGUUUGUUUUGGCAGUUGUUAUCACUCUGUGUUGUAUUUUCAAAUGCCGUAUCCCAAGAACCAAAAAGGAAAUUGAAGCACGACAUGCACAAAGACAGGCUGCCAAGAAAUACGCCAACACAUUAGAGACAGUGCCACCGCUGAAUGAGCUUACUGAGAUCCCAGGAUCGACCCCAGAUGCCUCUUGUGUACAGACAGUGUCUGAGCAGGUCCAAACUCAAAGUGCUAACGACAGCCAGCUCUCAAUAGUUAGCGCCGGCGAGGACAACCCCAGCUCUCUCACUUUGCCAGAGACUGGAUAGUAGUUUUCUCUUUUUCUAGUGCUCUUAUCAAAUCACUUUGCAAAACAGAGCGUGCACAGUGACAGCUGCUCCCAAAAGUCCCCUUCAUGAACUCAUCACAACUGUUUCAUUUCAUCCUGCAUUCAGUCCAUCUGGAGCGAGAUAUAGACUUGAAACACACACAGAGAAAGAGUGAACAUACCACUGAAUUAGAAAUGAUGAAGUGAUUCCUCUUGUAAUUUUAUGCCUCAUUAUUAGCUUUUAUAAUAUUGUAUACUUUUAUGCAGUUGUAGGUAGUGAAGUGUAACGGCGAUGUGCCAAGAUGAUUCCUCUACCGUUGUCGGAGGACCUUGUUAAUGUGAUUUUAAGGAGACAAUGAGUAUUUAUUUAGAGAUUUAUGGAUUGUUCUAACUUUUUGGCACCAGAUUAGCCUUGUCUUAUGCACCGCUUUAGGCUUCCUUAGGCUUUUUAAAAACUAGGCAACAUUUCUUACUACAUCUGUAUAGCUGUGUAUCUCCCUCCUGACCCUUUCAAAACAAGGCUUGGUUCAGCAGCUGCAUAUAAAACAGGGGAUGCCAUCCCUCCUUUGUACACCUGAUGCUUUCUCUGGUUUGUAAUGUGACUAUAUCUCUCUCUCUCUUUUUUUCCUCUUUUAGACUUUGCAAGGUCUUAUACUCUGAAUCU
Molecule: messenger RNA, 1190 nt
Organism: Cololabis saira (Pacific saury)
Lineage: Eukaryota; Metazoa; Chordata; Actinopteri; Beloniformes; Belonidae
Gene: tmie
Product: transmembrane inner ear
Exons: 4
Coding region: 15-527 (170 amino acids)
Source: RefSeq, a predicted model, not a curated record